Molecule: messenger RNA, 1236 nt
Organism: Eimeria maxima
Lineage: Eukaryota; Apicomplexa; Conoidasida; Eucoccidiorida; Eimeriidae
Exons: 1
Coding region: 1-1236 (411 amino acids)
Source: RefSeq, a predicted model, not a curated record
AUGGAGGUUCAGGGGAAAGACGCAGGUCGGAUAUGGUUAGAUUUGUUGCGCCCUGAGCAAGGGGCACGUAAAGAAAUCCACCCCGCCGGCCUACAGAACGCAGAAAACAUCAACCAAACUGCUGAAGAAGAUGGAAUUUUCGCUUCACGAAAGUUUGUUGGGAAGCAGGUUGGGGGCCCUAAGCCAUUGCUUGCCGUCUUUUCACUGGUACUCUUGUCUGCUGUUGUUUUGCGGGUGUCGAGCAAGCGGAAGAUCCACCAGUUGAGCGCCUCCAGGUUAAGCUUCCACAAUGAAUGGGCUUCGCGUUCCCUUGACGAUCACGCCAUACGGAGGUACUUGAAUAAUUUCGACAAAGCGGCUGAUGUGAUGAACAAGGCCUGGAAGUUCUCAUUACCGCCUGUGCGGGAAGCUUUUCAAAGGCAUUUCAUGCCGUCGCUCAGCGACGGUCAAGCGCCCACUGAAGAUCCGUUGGCAACCAUCAAUGACCACGUGGCGAAGAUGCGAGGAUGUGAAUUCCCGUUUGAUUCUUCUGCGCAGGUGAGGAGUGAUUUCUUGCAACACCUGCAGCUGCUGCUCAGCAUUUGCGAGAUGGUCACGCUUCGUAUUGAGGAAUUAAAUUGGUUGUUCUCUAUGAGGAGGCGCCUCGACGCUCGACUCAGUUUUCCUGUCAACGAAGAGCCCGAUAGGAAUUCGACCGUUGAAGGCGUCAGCUACAGAACCUGGCCUCAGAUGAAAGCAGAAGACUUCUUGCGCGCCAUGGGGAUGGAUGGCGGUGAACUGACACCUCCAGUAGAUGGAAACGUAGCCAAACAACUCCUAGUUCAGUCUCUUACAGAGAACAAAUAUAAUGUCUGCAACUUGGAGGCCCGAUAUUACUUCGAGCGUUUUCUGCAACACUCUGGCGAAGACGACGCCGUCAAGUCCACUUCCCCCACUGCCAAGUACCAUAUUCCAUACGAUGGAAAACCAUUUAGAACUGGCGCUCUCGCACAAGCAGCUGCCCAAAUAUUUCGCGAAUCUGAGGGCAGUACGAAUUAUGCAAUGAUACGCAAGUUGCAUUGGAUUGGGGACAAUUGGACACCCAAAGCAGUACUAGAGGCAGGGAAACAGCAGGAGAAGGAAAAUGCGUACAAGCUGGAACAGCUGUUGCGUAUUAAACGGGAGCAAAUGCGUGUGCUGCUUAAGAAGGGCAUACAAUACGGUGAUUUGGAAAUGAAUGCAUUAUUCCUUCUAUAG